UAUACCCCAAAAAAUCUAGAAUUGAAGUUAAUCCCAAGUAAUCUUUUCUUACUAUAAAUGCUCAUUCUAAUCUUCAUACAAGCCAACCUCAUGCUCACUUCUUGUCCCUCUCUCAAAGAACCAUGGCAACCAUGGUAUCAUUUCACUCAUUUUUCUCCAUAUCUCUUGCAAUAUCCAUCAUAUUUGUCUCUAGAUUCUCCAUCACAGAAGCUAACAAUGGCGGUUUCACUGUGGAUCUAAUACACCGAGACUCGCCAAAAUCUCCAUUCCACAACCCUUCUCUAACUCCUUCACAAUGCCUGAACAAUGCUUUGCAACGUUCAUUUUCCCGUGUUCAUCAUCUCAUGUCAUUCUCUACCCAAUCAGCUUCAGCCAAUGUAAUCCCCAAUGGUGGAGAAUAUAUCAUGAAGAUAUCCAUGGGGACCCCACCGGUUCAAAUUCCUGUAAUUGUCGAUACUGGUAGUGACCUUAUAUGGACACAAUGCAAGCCCUGUAUUCGUUGCUACAACCAGAAGCCUUCUCUAUUCAGUCCAAACAGUUCUUCUUCAUAUAAAGUGGUACCUUGUAGUUCAAAACAAUGCCUAUCUUUUCCAAGAACUUCUUGCCUCCCAACUACGAAUACUUGCCAGUACUCAGUCAGUUAUGGAGACAAAUCUUUCAGUCACGGAGAUCUCGCCACCGAAACGGUAAAAUUGGGUUCCACCACCCUCCGCGACAUGAUUUUUGGUUGUGGACAUGACAACGGCGGCACGUUCAGCGAUGCUGGAGCUGGCAUAGUCGGCCUCGGAGGUGGUCAAGUUUCGCUUAUCUCACAGAUGGGAUCUUCCAUUGCAGGCAAAUUUUCUUAUUGCUUGGUGCCAAUGUCUGCCCAAAACACCAAGGCCAGCAAAAUGAACUUUGGAGGCAGUGGUGUGGUUUCAGGGCGUGGGGUGGUUUCAACUCCAAUAGUCUCAAAAUCCCCAUAUUCUUUCUAUUUCUUGACACUGGAAGGAAUCAGUGUUGCAAACAAAAGGCUGGACUUUUACACGUCCUCAGCCUCAUCAAAUACUUCUAAGUUAGCUCAGGCCGGUAACAUCGUCAUUGACUCUGGUUCAACCCUGACCCUCCUUCCACCUGAUCUCUACAACCGGUUAGUGUCGGCCGUGAAAAGUACGAUCAAGGCCCGACCGGUCAAGGAUCCGAAAUUGAUCCUAAGUUUGUGCUACUCUAAGUUGAAUGUUAGUUCCAUACCUAUUAUUACUGUGCAUUUCAGGGGUGGAGACUUGAAGUUGAAUCCAUUGAACACCUUUGUUAGGACUAGCUUGUUUUCCAUAUGCUUGGGUUUUGCCCCAGCUGGAGAGAUCGCCAUUUAUGGUAACCUGGCACAGAUGAACUUCUAUGUGGGCUAUGACCUAAAGAAGAAGAUGAUUACCUUUAAGCCUAUGGAUUGCACCAAACAGUGAUCAAUAUCAGACACAAUUUUUUAUCUUUGCAAUUUUAUAUGCAGAGAAUUUAGUGUGACUUUCUCUCUCUCUCUCUCUCUCAAUUAAUUAUGUUUGUCAAUAUGUAACCUAAAAGUGAU
Molecule: messenger RNA, 1561 nt
Organism: Ilex paraguariensis (yerba mate)
Lineage: Eukaryota; Viridiplantae; Streptophyta; Magnoliopsida; Aquifoliales; Aquifoliaceae
Source: the annotation of a GenBank genome assembly